AUGGCCGACAUCCCUUUCAUUCCGAUCUUCCCCAUCUGCUUCCAAUGCGGCACUGAUCAGAACCCAUGUCACUGUAAAGUGGUUGGCCCGACACUCGGGUUUUUCACUACCGUUGUGUCAGCGGUCUUCUGCUAUCCACUAUCGAUCUUUUGUGGCUGCGGCUUCACUCAAACUGGAAAGGAUAUGCUGGGAUACCCUGUCAAGUUAAAUCAGAAGAUCAGUAAUGCCAUUCCAUUCUGA
This is a messenger RNA of Penicillium roqueforti, 240 nucleotides long. RefSeq lists its product as uncharacterized. The record is from RefSeq and is a predicted model, not a curated record. The transcript has 4 exons. NCBI's taxonomy places the organism in Eukaryota, Fungi, Ascomycota, Eurotiomycetes, Eurotiales, Aspergillaceae. Bases 1 to 240 code for a protein of 79 amino acids.